ACACGGUAGAGUUGGGACCUCAAUUUAAAAUAAUUUGUAUACAAGCACAAAGCGUUUCCCACUGCAAUGCAGCUGCUAUGAGCAGCUGCUGGAAUAAAAGAGCGUUAUAUUUCCCCGACUCAGUCCUUUCCCAGGUACACCACGGAGGGACAGUUCGAUUUGACCAGAGUAGGAGGGAGGGCCUGGCAAGUGGGUGAAGUCGCACGCGGCGCUCCCCUUCUGCGCAUGCGCAGGGGAGUACCAGCUUCCGGAAAGACGUCUGGGACUCUGGGUUUGCGCAGUCGCAGAGCUUCCUCAAGGCGGAACUGGGGCGUUAGGACCUUCAGCAACUUAAACACCCGGUGUAAAAGGAGGGCGGCAGCCGCGGAGCGGGGCGCAUGCGCGGGCAGAUUGCUCUCGUGAAGGGUUGAGAGCCGAACCGGGGCUGCCAGCUGGGCUCGGAGCGGCGCGGGGUCAGGAUGGAGGAGGACGUGCUGACCACCCUGAAGAUCCUCAUUAUUGGCGAGAGCGGCGUGGGCAAGUCCAGCCUGCUCUUGAGGUUCACAGAUGAUACUUUUGAUCCAGAACUUGCAGCAACAAUAGGUGUUGACUUUAAAGUGAAAACAAUUUCAGUGGAUGGAAAUAAGGCUAAACUUGCAAUAUGGGAUACUGCUGGUCAAGAGAGGUUCAGAACAUUAACUCCCAGCUAUUAUAGAGGUGCACAGGGCGUUAUAUUAGUUUAUGAUGUCACAAGAAGAGACACCUUUGUUAAACUGGAUAAUUGGUUAAAUGAAUUGGAAACUUACUGCACAAGAAAUGACAUAGUAAACAUGCUAGUUGGAAAUAAAAUUGAUAAGGAAAAUCGUGAAGUUGAUAGAAAUGAAGGCCUCAAAUUUGCACGAAAGCAUUCCAUGUUAUUUAUAGAGGCAAGUGCAAAAACCUGUGAUGGUGUACAGUGUGCCUUUGAGGAACUUGUUGAGAAGAUCAUUCAGACACCUGGACUGUGGGAAAGUGAAAACCAAAAUAAAGGGGUCAAACUGUCACACAGGGAAGAAGGCCAUGGGGGUGGAGCCUGUAGUGGUUACUGUUCUGUGUUCUAAACUCUGGGAAACUCUAUCUCUUGCAUAUUUGAUUAGAUAGUGACAUCUUUCUGUAUAUAAACUCUUUAACUGCUAUUUUAGGGAGCUUGCAGUUUGCACAUAUUUGUUUUCUAUCAUGGCAGUAAAUAUUUGCAAGAAACCCCACUCAUCGGCUUUCCCAGGUGAAAUGUUAAUGAUAAGCAUGCACAGUUUGCAGUCUGCAGUUUUUUAUGUAACAUAAAAGAGGUGUACCUUUGUAAGUACAUUUGGUUUUAUGAUUUAUGUUUAUCAUGUGACUUAAAAACCCCACCCAUCUAGUAUAUGUUGAUAUAAGGUCUACUUUUGGUCUCCAUUUGGCUUAAAUACUCCUAUUGAUUACUGAAUUAACUGGUAUGUAGAACCCCUAGAUCUGCUAGGAGAUAUACACAGGUAUCCUCCAACCUGGCAAAUGUCCUUUGAGAAAUAAACAAGAGCAUGAUUCCACAGCUUUUCCAGGAUAUUUGCUGAUAGAUGUUCUUUUAGUACUAAGCAAAAUUCUUUUUACAGGAUGUAGUCCAGGCCAAUUUAUAAGUGAAUGUGUUUAUUCUGAUGAUGCUUCUAAAAUAGCAUUAACAUGUUAAAGAAGUUUGGUCUUACUUUCUAAUUUACUUCAAUGAGUAGCUCAGUUGCUUAACUAGAGUUUUAAUUCUGUGACAUGUACAUUGGAGUCAUGAUCCUUUGUUUAGUGUUUUUAGUUAUGUAGUGUUUGGCAGAAUGGCGAUAAGGUUUUCCCCCAUUUUGGUUUCUGAAGGACAUGAAAGUGUUUAUAUAACUCAUGUAGUACUUACCACUUUUAAAACCAACACCUUUUUCCAUAAAUGUUGGUGGUGUUUGUCCAGGUCCUUAAUUGUAGCUUGUGUAAUGUUUAUGAAUAUCUGUAUCUUACACUUCCAUAAAUGGCUAGUUGAUAUUCAAAAACUUAUUUCUGUGUUUUGAGUGUUGGGUUAAAAAGAACACUAAGUAAACACUAAAUGACAGUUUGAGAAAGGUAUAUUGCUUCCAGAUUUUAAUGUGUGUGGGAAAAGAUGUUGCAAUGAAAAUCUUGGUAAUUUACUGUAACAAGUAGGCAAUAAUUAUCACAACCAACUUGUACAGACUAAUGAAUCUUUUCCACAGUAGUCAGUUUUCUAACCUCUUGCUAUUGUACAUUAUAUGUCUUUUUUCACUCAUGUUAUUUAAUUUACCUUGAUCACUGCUAAUUUAAAACACCAAAUAAGUAAUUUGUCCUUUUAGACAAGCCACUAUAAUACCUCUUAGUAAGAUUCUGAAACUGAUUUAUGAGCAAUUUGUUCUCUGUAUACAGUUGCAAAUGAUAAACAUCUUUGUCUGUCACCUUUACAGUAUGUGUGAUAAUCAAUUUAUUUCAAGUUGGGGUCUCUGUGAAAUGUACCUCUUCCCAUAAGAAAACUUUACAUUCUUACUUGGUUCACACUUGUUAGAAUACAUUACAUGUAGUUAAAGGUUUUAUACAUUAUAUAUGUUUUAACUAAAUAUAAAACACUUAAACUACUUUAAUGUUGGAGAAAGGUAGCUAACACAUGUAUUUACGAAAUCAUGUUUGUGUUACAUUCAAACGUAGGUUUGUAUUACUUAGUGUCUGUUGACAAGAUAUUUCUGUUUAUUGCUCUUUGCUCCUUGGUUUACAUAAUAAUCUUUCUGUGCAUUGGAUUGUUGUCUUGAUUUGGUCAGAAUUUGCAUACAUAUGAGUCACCUAACUUUUAAAACUUAAUUUUGUUUGGUACAUAUAUAUUGUAACCUUUUAUAGUUUUUUAAUAAACAUAGCCUGCUUUCCCUAAA
Molecule: messenger RNA, 2894 nt
Organism: Manis javanica (Malayan pangolin)
Lineage: Eukaryota; Metazoa; Chordata; Mammalia; Pholidota; Manidae
Gene: RAB18
Product: RAB18, member RAS oncogene family
Molecular function (GO): GTPase activity; GTP binding
Source: RefSeq, a predicted model, not a curated record